GGCUGGAAACUGGUGUUUACAUUACACAAACAAUGGCUGCAAUUGAAGCAGUAGCAUCCUCUAUUUUCUCUUCUCCCCCAACUUCCUACAAAUUCCCAUUGCUUCCCAGUUCUUCAAUUAGACUUCAAAAUUCCACACAUACCCCUACUCUUUCUCUCAAAUCCAUUCUAUGUCCCCAUCCUAUUCCUUCAAGAAAACAAGAAUGGUCCCAACUUCACUGCUCAACAGUUGAAGUCACUGAGGAAGUAACAGUCCAAGAAGAAAAAACCCAAAAAAGUAAUGAAAGAAGAAAGCUUUUUGUUCUAAACUUACCAUGGUCUUUAACUGUUCCUGAUAUCAAGACCCUCUUUGCUGAAUAUGGAAUUGUUGAUGAUGUUGAGAUUAUAAAGACCAAAGAUGGAAAGAGUAGAGGCUUUGCCUUUGUGACAAUGUCUACUGGAGAAGAAGCUCAGGCUGCUAUUGACAAAUUGGAUUCUUAUGAAUUAUCAGGAAGGAUCAUAAGGGUAGAAUUUGCGAAGCGAUUUAAGAAACCUCCAGGAGCUCCUCCUCCUACAACUCCUCCUCGAGGGGAAACACGACAUAAACUUUAUGUUUCUAAUCUUGCAUGGAAAGUGAGGUCUACCCAACUGAGAGAAUUCUUCUCCACAAACCACAAUCCAGUUUCAACUAGGGUUAUUUUUGACAAUGCUUCAGGAAGAGCUGCUGGGUAUGGUUUCGUAUCAUUUGACACAAAAGAAGAAGCAGAGGCUGCACUAUCUGCUUUAGAUGGAAAGGAACUGAUGGGCCGGCCAAUUCGCUUGAAAUUCAGUGAAAGGGAUGCUGAUGGAUCUGAAAAUAAGGAAGAAACACCAACUCAGGAAAAUCCCGAAGAGCCAUAGAUGGACUCCCUUAAUUACACUUCUAUGGAUCAUCGAGGUCCUGUUUAAACCAGACUAUUCUUCUACUUAUGCACAUAGUUGAUAUGAUUGUCACAUGAUAACCACAUUUUUUGUAGACUCCAAUCUUUUUUGUUUGGUCAUACUUUGGUGACCUUUCAUCCUGUUUCCUAGUUUAUUGGUUUCUGAAAUGUCUCUGA
Lycium barbarum (goji berry) is the source of this 1075-nucleotide messenger RNA. Its product is annotated as 28 kDa ribonucleoprotein, chloroplastic. Gene Ontology annotation, molecular function: mRNA binding. The transcript has 4 exons. Gene Ontology annotation, cellular component: cytosol. The record is from RefSeq and is a predicted model, not a curated record. Lineage: Eukaryota; Viridiplantae; Streptophyta; Magnoliopsida; Solanales; Solanaceae. The coding region runs from base 33 to 878 and encodes 281 amino acids.